Molecule: messenger RNA, 1261 nt
Organism: Sesamum indicum (sesame)
Lineage: Eukaryota; Viridiplantae; Streptophyta; Magnoliopsida; Lamiales; Pedaliaceae
Product: cinnamyl alcohol dehydrogenase 2
Molecular function (GO): zinc ion binding; oxidoreductase activity, acting on the CH-OH group of donors, NAD or NADP as acceptor
Source: RefSeq, a predicted model, not a curated record
UAUAAGUACGACUGCAUGAUCGCAGCUUCUGUAAGAAAAACCCCUUUUCAUAGCUGAAUCAAUGGCGACUUCACUAGAAACACAGCACCCCAUCAAGGCUCUUGGAUGGGCUGCUAAAGACUCAUCUGGCGUUUUGGCUCCUCUCAAGUUCUCAAGAAGGGCAACUGGUGAGCAUGAUGUGCAAUUCAGAGUUCUUUAUUGUGGUAUCUGCCAUUCUGAUCUUCACUUGGCCAAGAAUGAGUGGGGUGGCACCAUUUAUCCCUUGAUUCCUGGACAUGAGAUUGUGGGAGAAGUAACUGAGAUAGGUAGCAAAGUAAAGAAAGUAAAGAUUGGGGACAAAGUAGGCGUUGGAUGCUUGGUCGGAUCGUGUCGCCAGUGUGAGGAAUGUGCUAACAAUCAAGAAAGUUAUUGUCCGAAGCAGAUAAUCUCAAUCAACAGUCGUUACUAUGAUGGUACAGUGACAUAUGGAGGUUUCUCAAACCUCAUGGUUGCUGACGAGUACUUCAUCCUUCGUUGGCCCGACAACUUGCCCCUUAAUUGUGCUCCACUUCUAUGUGCCGGCAUUACAACUUACAGCCCGUUGAAGCGUUUUGGACUUGACAAACCUGGUGUGAAUGUUGGGGUUGUCGGUCUUGGGGGCAUUGGGCAUCUCACUGUGAAAUUUGCCAAGACCUUUGGGAGUCGGGUGACGGUCAUCAGUACAUCUGCAAAUAAGAAGAAGGAAGCAAUCGAAACUUUUGGUGCUGAUGAGUUUUUGGUUAGCCAUGACCAAGAGCAGAUGCAGGCUGCUGCCGGCACAUUGGAUGGAAUCAUCGAUACCGCCUCUGCAAAUCACUCCCUUCUACCAUUGAUAAAUCUGCUGAAGCCCCACGGCAAGCUUAUCUUGAUUGGUGCUCCUCAAAAACUCGAGGUGCCUGUUUUUCCCCUGCUUCAAGGUGGGAAGUGUAUAGUCGGGACGGCCUGCGGAGGACUCAAAGAGACGCAAGAUAUGCUUGAAUUUGCAGCAGAGCACAAGAUACUACCCGACGUUGAGGUGAUACCGAUUGACUAUGUCAACAAGGCCAUGGAGCGUCUUGAGAAAGGCGAUGUAGAGUACCGGUUCGUUAUUGAUGUCGGGAAUUCGUUGAAGGCUGAGUGAUCAUAUUGUCGUUGUGGAGUUGUUAUAUUGUCUCUGUUGGUCGCUCUUCUACCAUUUUAUCUAUAGACUACUGCGUGGUCGAUUAUCCCCGUGAGAAUUUAAUAAUAAUUUAUCAUUUCUUAA